Messenger RNA from Eucalyptus grandis, 8611 nucleotides. RefSeq lists its product as uncharacterized. The record is from RefSeq and is a predicted model, not a curated record. Bases 206 to 7231 code for a protein of 2341 amino acids. NCBI's taxonomy places the organism in Eukaryota, Viridiplantae, Streptophyta, Magnoliopsida, Myrtales, Myrtaceae. Gene Ontology annotation, molecular function: helicase activity. The transcript has 24 exons.
ACGAAAACGAGUUCUCUUGGCGGGGAAUUUAUAAGGGUCUCGGGAUCGAGCUCGGUCCAUUUUGGCGCGAGUCGCGAAGCAGGAACAGCGAAAGUAGAAAUCGCAAAACCCUAGCGCCCUCCCUCCUGCGUCCAUAAGAGAGACCGAUCGGACGCAUGCUGCGGUCCCCGUCCCGCCGGGAGAAGCGAGAAUCCGUCGGAGGAGAAUGUCUCGGAGGGUCGGCGGCGGUCGCGGGGAUUUGCUGGCGCGGUGGCGGAGCAUCGAGGAAGACGAGGAGAGGGAGGGAGACGACGCCGGCCGUCUCCACCGGUCGAAAGAGCAAUGGUUUGUGGAUGCAUUCAACUUUUUGAUGCGCUUGCCGAAAGAAACGCACAUUUGGUGCGAUUCGGCGGAUCUAAUGGGGCCUUUGCUGGAGACGUUCUACAAUUAUUUUAGGGAUGAGCGCCAAGAUUCUCCUCUCAGGCUUCUAUGGAAAAGAAUCUCCGAGGAGAUGAAGACGUGCAUCCGUUGCAUUUCUCAGCAUCAUCAAGCCCUCGAGAUGUAUAGAACGGAGUAUGAGCCAAGUUCAAUUGGUCCACUUCUUGACGUGUUGCAGAGUCUGGAUGAAGAGCGAGUGACUCAACACUUGAGAGAGAUCAAUGAAAGAAUGGCAAAGAAAGACUACUUCCCCGCACAUGAUAAUGCAGAAGUUGUUAGCGUCAUGUACGAGGUUCUAAUGCAUCCUGUUCUGCUCGAUGAUAAGUCAUUGUUCUCUGAAUUUGAAGCUUUCAUUGAAGCUAUUGACAAUGUCCAUGAAUUGGCGUUGGAUAGAAACCAACAGUUUCCGGGCGUGUAUGCGUUAUUCUUUUUCAAGCGAAGAGUGCGUUUUGUCGCUCAUCGGUUAGCUGAAUCCAUGGGUAAACUGAGGAGAGCUGAAGACUUGGAACCUUUGCAGCAGUUGCUUAAAAAAAUUAUUGGGUCCUUGGAAACUGAAGUGAUGCCCUUGACCAGUGAAAACUUAAGGCCAAGAUUGGAGCUUGACCGUUCUGCUGCAUGGAUUGGGAUUAAAUCAUUGAUUGGGUUUCUAGAGCCUCCAGCAUUGGAAGAAGGGAUAUUGGAGUCCUAUCCUAUUUUUCUCGAUGUUGUUCUUAACCAAGUCUCCAGUGAUUCUCCUGUAUUCUCUCAUGCGGUCACUUGCUUGAAGCUUCUCUUUGAAAUGCUUGGUUGUAAGCUAUGGUUGAGGUCUGCCUUAUCUCCAAGCAUCAUGCGAAGCACACUUGUUGGGCAGUGUUUCCAUUCUCGUAAUGAGAAGAUUCAUAAGGAUAUCUUUGAACUUUUCCAGCCACUUUUGCAGUCUCUUGAAGCUUGGCAAGAUGGCGAGCUUGAGAAGCAAAGAAGGGGUUUUCUUUAUUUUCUCCUCCAUCAAGUGCCAAUUAGCAGCAACUUCAGUGUUCUCACUAGACAAAAAGCUCGCCAGAUAGCUUUCCUUAUCAUACACAGAGGUUACAAGAUGAAUCCACCUUCUCCCCCUUUUGAAUGUUCACAUAUGUGGGGUCCCUCUCUCAUGUCUUCCUUGAAGGAUUCUUCUCUUCAUCCUUCUUUGCGGCAACCUGCCCUUGAUCUCAUUCAAACUAUCAUGGUCUCUGAUGCUGCCGCCUUAAUAUCAUCGUCCUUAAGUUUUCACACACGUCCAAGUAUUGGUAGAAGUGCCAUCAAGUUGAAUGAUGAUGAAGAUGAUGAUGGGCUGGCAUUUCUUCCAUAUGGUGUGGAGGAGGAGGAUUUUGGUGGAUGGGGUGCUUUCAGUUCACAAAAUAUGGUCGUUUCUCGGGAAUAUAGGGGAUGGAUGUGCAUCCCCAUGUUAUGGACUGAUGUUUUGGUUGAAAUUGAUCCCAACGCUCUUCCAUUAUCAUUUACCAAGGCUGUCUUUUGGGCCAGAUCUCGCUUGUUGUUUGUAGAACCUGAUAUUAGUGGGGAAAAAUAUCUUCCAAUUCAACCUUGGAUUUUGUCAUUUGCCACCGAAAUGUCAUCUGCAUUUGGAUGGAAGGUUCCUACCGGCUCUGAUGACGGUGGAGAUGGAAAGGUGUCAAAGAACUCUGUGGAAGCUUCCUCAAUGUGUCUCCCUCUGAUAAAAACAUUUAACAGGUUGACUGGACAUUUUCUAGUUCAAAUAGCACAAGGACAACUGCUGAAGCAGUGGACGUGGGAACCAAGGAUGAGUGGAAGCUUGAUUCUUUUGCUUGCUGAUCCCAAUGAUAACGUGAGACACUCUGCGAAGAGUAUCUUGGAACAAGUUUCUAGUACACAAGGUCUCACAUGUGGAUUGAAAUUUCUUUGCUCAUUCAACCUCUCUUUGUCUGCAGUCCUUUCAGGGCUAAAACAUGCACUUCUGAUACUCCAACUCCAGUCAGAUUCUCUGGGACUGAACUUUCACACAUUGCAACAUUUCUUUUUCCUUCUCCGAAAAUUGUUGAAUGAAGGAAAUCCGCCUACUUCAGAUUUGCGAGGAGAAAUGUCCAGUGAAUUAACUGCUGGCAAGCUAUCUUCUCAAGGGGGAUUUUUGCGGCAGCCUGUUUUUGAUUCUUUAACUGUUGAUGCAAUUGCUCGUACUUCAAAUGCUGGUUCCGACUUGCUUGAGAAAUUCAACAUUUUACUAUCUGAAGCUGCUUGGCCUUCCAUAGAGAAGUGCUUGAUGGUAGGGAAAACGUUUAUAGACCAUAGCAUCUGUCAGAUGACUUGUGUGCGUAUACUUGAGCUUCUCCCAGUGGUUUUUGAAAAGAAUUGGCAAUCAGUUGUUGCAACUGGGAAUUCUGGAAUGUCAAUGGGAAAGGUAAUGGACUAUGAAUGGCUUCAGCAUUUGAUGGAAUGGGGAAAAUCGUCAUUGAAUGUCAUUGUCGUAUAUUGGAAAAAAGCAGUAAUAUCUGUGCUGAAAUUGCUCAAAGGAGCAUUUAGUGAUGCAUCUUCAUCCCUAAUCAGGUCUAUUGAAAAUCUUAUCACAUCUGAUUCCCUUUCAUUGGAUGAACUAAUGAAGCAAGUAUCAUGCCUCUCUGUUUCUUUAUCCAUGGAAGCUUCUACUCUUGAUGGAAAGACAGAUUUCAGUUCACAUGUUCCAUUUUCUCUGGAUAUGUCUGCUGAAAAAGAGUAUCCCACUUUACCUGUCCGAACAUCUUCUGGUGGAGUUUUGGGUAGGCAAAUCUUGGAGACAGCAGUUGUGUCAAGUAAGAAAGAUCCAAAUUAUGUCGUUAUUUCAGAUGAUGAAACAGAAAAGCAGAUUUCACCUGGUUUUCUAUCUAGAAGUAAGUCAGAGGAUGGAGCCAAUGUGUCCAUGACCAAGCCAAACGACUGCAUGCUGGUUGGUCAGAAAGCUGCUUUAGACAGAAAUUCUCCACAAAUUUACCAUGCGAAGAAGACUUCUGGAACUCGUUCCUCUAAAGAUUCACCAGUUGUAUGUCAUUUAAGAGAUUCUAUUGAGAGUCCUAAUGUGUCUUCUCGGAGGAAAAAACUAGAUAACUUGAUUAUUGCAAAUUCUAAGAACCAGAAGAUAACUGCAGACUGCAGUUUAAAGGACAUCUUUUCUUCCCAAGAUGAAGUCCCAGUGCAAACCUUAUCCGAUGAAGCUGUUGUGAAUGAUAGGAAAAAUCAAAGUUCAAGUAAUGAGUUAUCUGAAGCUGGUGAUAAAAUAUUGAAAGAGAUGGUAAGCAAUACAAAAGAUGAUCCUCAGAAAUCAGUCAAUAGAUCUGUAAAGUUGCAUCAUUCGUCUCUCAUGAAUCUCAGUGCUACUGCUCCUAAACGUCAACUGAUUCAACUGAAGUCGUCUAUACAGAAUAGGUGUGGGUAUUGGCACAGGCGGCAUGCUGAAAAUAAAAGGUUUCAGCCACCGAGGCUUGAUGAGUGGUACAGACCUAUCUUAGAAAUAGAUUAUUUUGGCACGGUGGGUUCGUCACCUACGAGCAUUGAGGAUGAUAAAAAACUUAGUGAAUUGAAGGAAGUUCCUCUGUGCUUUGAGUCAGCUGAACAAUAUGUUGAUAUUUUUCGACCACUGGUUCUCGAGGAGUUUAAAGCACAAUUACGCAGUUCCUAUCUCGAGAUGUCAUCUUUGGAAGAUGUGUACUGUGGAAGGCUAUCUGUGCUGUCUGUUGAUAGAGUAGACGACUUUCAUCUUGUCCGCUUUGUCCAUGAUGACACUUAUUCUGCAUCUGGUAAAAGUUUCUCAGAGAAUGACCUUGUUUUGUUGACUAAAGAACCUGUGCAAAGUCCUUCCCAUGAAAUUCAUAUGGUUGGAAAGGUAGAGAGGCGUGAGAGAGACCACCAAAGGAAGUCAAGCACACUAGUUAUUAGGUUCUAUCUCCAAAAUGCUUCUUCCCGUUUAAAUCAAGCUAGAAGACUCCUCAUUGAUCGCAGUAAAUGGCAUGGAAGUCGAAUUAUGAGCAUCACACCUCAACUUCGUGAAUUUCAGGCAUUAUCUUCAAUGAAGAAUUUCCCAAUCCUUCAGAUUAUUCUGGACCCUACCAAUAAUUCUCAGGGUAUGAAUGAAGCUAAAUCAUCACGUUUGGGUAAGCUGUCCAGGCCUCUGCGGCAAAAGCUGGAGGCAACUUUCAAUGACAGUCAACUUCUAGCUAUCAGUGCAUCCAUCAGUUCUUUGGUUUCACGUAAAGAUUGCCGGUUGUCUCUCAUUCAGGGUCCUCCAGGCACAGGGAAGACUCGAACUAUAGUUGCCAUUGUCAGUGCAUUGCUUGGCUCUCUGCAAAGAACAGAUGAGACAAAAAGUUCCCCACCUGAGAGCUUGAAGGGGAGCAGUACUUCAUUUACCAAGUUCAGGCCAAAAGUCAGCGAGCCUGUUGCAAUUGCUAGGGCAUGGCAAGAUGCAGCUUUAGCUAGGCAAUUAAAUAAAGACGUUGAGAAUUCUACAAAACCCAUGGAGCGUUCUGCUAGAGGAAGGGUACUUAUUUGUGCUCAAUCUAAUGCGGCAGUGGAUGAGUUGGUAUCAAGAAUAUCCAGUGAAGGUCUGUACGGCUGCGAUGGGAAGAUGUACAAACCUUAUCUUGUAAGGGUCGGAAAUGCUAAGACUGUACACUCAAAUUCCUUGCAAUACUUCAUCGACACGCUUGUUGAUCAACGGUUGGCUGAAGAAAAGAAUUUGACUGAUGCCAGAAAUGAUGUCUCCACUGUGCAGCUGCGCGCAAACUUAGAGAAGUUAGUCGAUCGUAUUAGGCACUAUGAGGCAAAGCGUGCUAACAUAAGAGAUGAAAAUACAGAUCUUGCAUGUUCUCUGAAGGAUGAGAGUAAGAAGAUGGUUGAUGGUAAGGAAUUUUCUGAUGAAGAACUUGAGCUGAAGCUGAAAGAACUUUAUGAGCAAAAAAGGCAAAUAUACAAAGAACUUAGCCUCGUUCAGGCUCAAGAGAAGAAAGCUAAUGAAGAAAUAAGAGCUCUUAAGUAUAAAUUGCGAAAAUCCAUGCUAAGGGAAGCCGAAAUUAUUGUAACUACAUUAAGCGGCUGUGGUGGAGAUCUAUAUGAAGUUUGCUCUGAGUCUAUGUCAAAUGCUAAAUUUGGAAGUUCAUCUGAGAAUGCUCUUUUCGAUGCUGUUGUCAUUGAUGAAGCGGCACAAGCACUUGAACCAGCUACUCUAAUUCCUCUUCAACUUUUAAAGUCAAUGGGGACCAACUGUAUCAUGGUUGGUGAUCCAAAGCAGCUCCCGGCUACUGUAAUGUCUAACAUCGCUAGCAAAUUCCUAUAUGAGUGCAGCAUGUUUGAACGUCUGCAGAGGGCAGGUUAUCCUGUCACAAUGCUUACCAAACAGUAUAGGAUGCACCCUGAGAUAUGCCAGUUUCCGUCUACUUAUUUUUAUGAUGGGAAGCUGUUGAAUGGGGAUAUAAUAGAUGAAAGAUCCGCGUCCUUUCAUCAGACCAAAGGUCUUGGUCCAUAUAUAUUUUAUGACAUUGUUGAUGGCAUGGAGAUGCGUGGUGGAAAUUCUGGUGCACUAUCUCUUUGUAAUGAGCGAGAGGUGGAUGCGGCCAUUGAACUCUUAAGGUUUUUCAAAAUGAGGUACCCAUCGGAAUUUAUCGGCGGGAGAAUUGGUAUAAUCACUCCAUACAAGCGUCAACUCUCCUUGUUGCGUUCACGGUUCUAUAGCACAUUUGGAUCUUCUGCCGCCGCCGGAAUGGAAUUCAAUACUGUGGACGGUUUUCAGGGCCGUGAGGUUGAUAUACUGAUACUUUCCACAGUAAGGGCUGCUAAACCAGGCUCUGCGAUGAGUGGCGUAUCAUCAAGCACUAUUGGAUUUGUUGCUGAUGUGCGGCGCAUGAAUGUCGCUUUAACAAGAGCUAAACUCUCUCUUUGGAUAUUGGGCAAUUCAAGGACAUUAAAGACAAAUCGCAGCUGGGCUGCUCUUCUGGAGGAUGCUAAGGCCAGGAGCUUAUUUGUAUCUGUUAAAACUCCCUAUACAUCUAUGUUGGAAUCAGCUUUGGGAAGUGAAUCUGCAUGCUGUUCAGUAGAGCUGAACCAUAACAAAAAGCCAGAAAUUAAGAGUCAUGGUACUCAGAGAACUGAGAACAAUACAAAGGGUUCCACUAGAAAGAAAGCAGAAUAUGUAGGCCAUGCAGUUCCUAGUAGUCAAAAGGAGACUGGAGAGAGGUCUGAUGCUUCAAUACGAGAAGAUGCUCUGAGGAAGAAAGGAGGUUUGAAGAGAAAAGGUUAUCCAUUACGAAGGGGUGAUGCUCAUUCCAUGGUUGCAAAUGAAGACGUCAGGUCAACUCAUAAUACAACUUUUGCUUCUGAAGAACAUGCCAUGGAUGGCAAAAGGAGGGCCAAAGAGCGUAAUGAAGAGAAAUACAAUAAUACUCCAGGGAGCAAUGUGUACAAUAAGUCUAACAAGAGUGGCCAUGUUGGAAAGGAGAUGGAUGCUGGUGAUAUUGAUAAGCAUUUGGAUACCCGUGCUUCUAAAAGACGAACCAAAUCAUCUGAGCUAGAAAGAAGUCAGAGAAAUCUCAAUGAUUCUUCGCCCUCGGCUGUGGAUGGACUUGAAGAUAAGGUUGGCAAUGAUUGCGGCAAAGGUGCUGCUCUUGAUGGAAUGCGGAAUGACUUAAUUGUUAAAAGGAAACGACAGCGUGAAGCUGUUGAUGCUCUUCUGUCAUCUUCUCUUAUACCUUCAAAGAAGCCUGAAGCCUCUGGAAAAGCUUUCCCUGCCAAAAGGCCUGGUUCUGGGAAAUUAAGUGCAGGUCCCGGCAUUAAGCCAUCAAAGAGGAGAGGUAUGUCGUAGUCAUUUGAGGUGGAUCGCCUUCAUAAUCUUGUUCGGGAUUUUUAUGAAAUUAUCCAUAAUGGUUAAUUGAGUGGACCACAUUCGAAUCAACUCAUGCUUGCUUGUGCUUUGUCACUUUGGAAGUGCAGUGCAAUGAGGAAUCAGGCAUUUGUUGUGAUCUUAUUUCACUCUGUCCACUCCUGCCGGUGUUAUCAAAGACUCACUGUGAGUUGGCUUCAAGCAGAUGAUGCUUCAGCUGUCAAGGCUGUGGUUGGAGCUUGGACUCUAUUAGAAAUGGGAUGAUGUAUUCUCCAUCGAUGAGCUGGGGAUGGGCAAUUGGGAUCUAACAAGUGAUUUGGAAGACCUAAAGAGAAGGGUCUUCAUGGACUCUGCUUUGUCUCGUAACCCACAGCACAACCAGCGAGCUUUUUACAAGGGGUGCAGAUUACUUUUUGUGAUAUGCAAUGGGCGACUGUACAAUGAUACGAAAGCCUAUAUUGAAAUCGUCUAUGUGAUAGGUGAAUUUCCACCUAGAUAUUGUGAUGUUAUUGUUUGGGAAGCUACCUUGAAUUCGAAAAAUGUUCCUGAAAUCUGACUGAUGUGAACCUUUUCGACGCAUGAGAAUGUCAUUGCAUGAUUUUUGUCUCUAUCCUUGAGGCUAUGUUUAGUAGUUGGGACAAGAAUUGGGAUAGGAUAGAUCAGGUAUGUCAAAAAAUUCACUGUAGCUUUGGACAAAUUUAAUCUCAUUUACUGUUUGCGCCAUCUAAAAUAGAAUCACAAAAAAAAUUCAGUUAGGUCAUUGGAUAGGCCAAAAAACCCUAGAUCUAACUGUCGCGGCAAGCGCAGCGACUUUAAAGAGAAAAGGGUUCGUUUGGCAACCGUGGGUGGUUGCUAGUUGAACCACCAUUGCCAUCGAUGUUGGCAUCAAGUUAUUACAGGAACCUCACGGUUCCUUCACUUCUUUUCCCCUCAAUUUUAUUUAUUUAUUUAAUAUAUCAUCCGGGUAUUAUUUCAGCCCUUAUUCCUGGAUUUUUUGAACUUUUUAUCCGGACAUAUUUUGGUAUCUUCCAUCCGGAGAUUGCCGAACUUGAUCAGGAUAAAAAUUAUCCUAAGCGUUUGUGACACGAGAAUAGUAAUUAGGUAAACUUCGACCAAUUUAUAAAAUCAAUAUUCUGACUAAUUGGUUGGGUAUUGAAUGUCUAUUAUUUAGCAUGCCAAUUUUUUAUGCUGGUCUUAGUAGUCUCAUCAUUGUUCGGGUGGCUCCAUGACUCCCGCAUCUUGGUUCAGCUCCCGUAAGAGGUGAAUGCAUGAUCAAAUACACCAUUCGAAGAACAGACGAACUAAUCGAUGAAGCUGAUGAAUAUGUGCAUUCAAUUCAGCGUUCGAUAUGGACAUAACCCU